AUGGAUCACCUGACUGCGCUCUGCCAUGAGAUUCGACGUCAAGGUGAAGUCCCGCAAGAUUUCAAAGACGCAAUCAUCGUGCAUCUCUGCAAGCGCAAACGGAAUCGCCAAGUCUGCGACAGUCACCGCGGCAUCCCCCUGCUAAACAUCGGCGGGAAGAUCUUCGCUCGCAUCCUGUUCAACCACCUCAAAAACCAUCUGGAACAGGGCCUUCUGCCGGAAAGCCAAUGCGGCUUCCGUCGUCAUCGUGGGACCAUGGAUAUGAUCUUCGCCGCCCGUCAACUUCAGGAGAAGUGUCAGGAGAUGCGGACCUACCUGUACUCUACCUUCGUGCACCUGACGAAAGCCUUCGACACGGUGAAUCGUGAAGGACUGUGGAAGAUCAUGCAGAAAUUCGGCUGUCCGGAGCGGUUCACUCAGAUGGUGCGUCAGCUGCACGACGGUAUGAUGGCGCGAGUCACGGACAACAGAGCUGUCUCAGAGGCAUUCGCAGUGACCAAUGGAGUGAAGCAAGGCUGCGUACUGGCGCCUACCCUCUUCAGUCUUAUGUUCUCUGCCAUGCUGAUGGACGCAUACCGCGACGAACGCCCCGGGAUCCGCAUCGCCUACAGGACGGACGGUCACCUGCUGAAUCAACGGCGGAUGCACUUCAAAGCACCAACCUACACCCACCGCACUCGCCUCCACUGCCCACACUGCCCUCGCACUUUCAGGCAUCGCAUGGGCCUUUUCGGCCACAUGCGCAUCCACGAGAGCGGCCUUGACCGCACUCCCGACACAACCACCACAUCCAACGCAUCCACCGUGCACACCCCCACCCUCGUUCCAUCCGUCCGCGAAACCACCACCACCACCACCGCCUCCUCUGUAGCUGACACUGACACCGCCGACUUCUCAUGCCCACACUGUGUACGCACAUUCAUCUCACGCAUCGGCCUGGUCGGUCACUUGUGA
Molecule: messenger RNA, 954 nt
Organism: Spirometra erinaceieuropaei
Lineage: Eukaryota; Metazoa; Platyhelminthes; Cestoda; Diphyllobothriidea; Diphyllobothriidae
Source: the annotation of a GenBank genome assembly